AGUUCUCAGAUCUGUCGAUAUUUUUUAAUGCGUCGCAGUUUAUUCCGAGUCAUUUCGUUCGUUCUGACAAACCAUUUUCUUUCUCUUCGUAGCAGUGGCGAUGUACUUCACUAACCUGGCAUGGAUGUAUUUAUUUUGCUUUGGAUUUGCUUUUCUAAAACUGUCUGACGUUUUGAACACGCGCCCGUCUCCACCCAACGCUACAGAGCGCACACCUUCCCUCCCUCUAUCGAAAAGUGUCCCGUCCGGCCACCCGACCGAUGGUUUUAAGUGGGAAUGAUUUCAUAACAAGUGGUGAAAUUGCGCGUUCUCGUCAAUUUCAGCGUUGGAAUCCAAAGUUCUUUGCUUCGUACACAGCUGUUGCUUGAGUGAAGAGCGAGUGGAGAAGUGUUUAAAACAGGAAAAAAAACAGUAGUUAUGAUGUUUUGCAAAACAUAUUACAGCAUUAGAAGCAUAAAUUUGCAUUGUCCGGAAUUGAGACGCAUAUGAACAUGUAAACACUGUCCUGUUUCGUAAUGAUUGUGCUGCUGUACUGCCUCUGCUCUUUGUCCUCCGUAUGGCGAACAAAACAAACUCACCUUACUUGCCAUAUGUUGGCAAAGGGAAUAUACUUGAAUAGCUUCUUGACGAGAAAACGAAAAUCAUCCUUUGUGGGAAUUGCGCAUGUCGCGCACAAAAAUGUAAACAAACAAAAGCAGUUGAUGAAGUGGAUGAAAUCCAUACCGGGAGCAAACCUCACGGUUAGUGGGUAAAGUUAUAGACAAUUGGUAAUUUAUUUCGAUAACUGAAACUAAUCCGCACAUAAUCGGGAAGGAACAGGUUGUUAGAUAAAAAGAACGAUAAGUUUUUAUGCGUUUGCUGAUAAUCUGUUUAAUUUCACAAUACUGUAUGGAAUUCCUCUUAUACAUUUAAAAAAAAACUUCUAUUAACAACGCUUUAAGCUUUCCGUUCGUCUCCCCAACCAUUGUCGGACGGGUUAUAAAUAAGAAAUGAUCUAUAGAACGAACGAAUCUUCAUCGUCGAUCUGUACCAGCAGGCUGCAAAAUACCGGAGUGGCAAUGAUCGGUUUGUUGAACACCUUCAACGGAUCAUAAGUGGCACGCUCGUACACGGUGGGCUCGUAUUGCGGUGGUUUACCUCAGAACGAAAGUGUACAAGGAACCGGUUCAAGCGCAGACACGUACAGUCUUUGGUAAAUUAUUUGCAACAGCACCUACAACACACCACGGAUUUGAAGCACAACAACGUCAACACACCACGUCGAAAAGGUAGAACUGAACCAUCUCAAGAUCGGUAGGAUUUUCAAAAAUUCAAGGUCAUCCAGCUCUAGUGGUGUCGCGGUGUAACUCAGACACUGUGGGAUGAGCCACCACAAGCCGGUGUUUUUUUUUUCAUUCCAUCGAAUCGUUUUUUUCUGGUUGUUCUUUCAGCGUAAGAAGGAACGUCGAGUGGUACAGCUGACUCUGCAUUUUUUGGCAUAAUUAAGUCGAUGGUCGCGUACGAAUAUUUGCCGAUUAGCCGUAACUUCCGUCAUGUGUCAUCUGAUAGCCGGCUGGCAAUCAGCUGUUGUUUGCUUUGCUGUGAUACAUAAAAGGGCCAAAUUGAUGUUUCUAGGGUUUGCCAGAUCUAUUGCAAGGCUAUUGUUUGAUGCUAAAGGAAGUAAACGGGAAAGAUUAUUUUAAUCAUAUGCGACCGGCAUUAAGAUAAGACAUGUUUCGUACGAUGUUCGAGACGUAGUAAAUUAGCCGAACAACGAAUUGGUUCAAGGCUUUACAUUUCCAACAUUUCCACUUGACGUUCUGAAGCUGAAUGUUGGCUUGUUGGAUUGACACUAUCCAACGAUAAAGCCUAUUUUUGGCAUUGUUUCAUGGAAAGCCUUCCCUGCCAAAGCUUAGCACACGUCUCAAGGUGGACAAGAACGUUUCGCGAUGAUUACAAUCACGUCAAGUCCCUUCCCCGCUGGGCAUUUGCCAAUGUGAUAUUGAGCACAUUUUCUUCUCCUAUCUAUCUGACUCUGAUAAAUCGUUCUUCCGCUGUGUGGGAAAUUAUUUAAAUUGACUCCUAACCUACACAUACACACACACAAAACUGUGUGAUGUAUGAAUCGGUUAAAAGCGUUGAUCGAUUUUGUCGCAAGGGUAUAUUCCUUGGAACGUUUCAUUUCCUUCGCGAGCACUGGACAUGCCGACUGAACAGUGCCGGUUGAUGUUGUUUGGAUUUGUUCAUUGUGUUUUUUUCUUCUUCGCCCUACCCUUAUAGAUCACUGAUCACCGUUUGCUAUAUGAUCGGCGCCCAUCGUUGUGUGGGUACUAGCCGUGGUAUUAUGCCGGGUUGUGCCGAGCGACUGAUUAUGCCUUUUUGGUAGGGGUUCGUUCGUCAGCAGCUGAAUGCUUGGCUGCUGUGUCCGACGCGGUUUCAAACACGAUCUUACCGUGACCGGUGUAGGACGUGCUCCGGUGUAGUUGUACGCGUAGUUAGCCUUACGUUAGUGCUUCUUAAUUGUAGUAUAAACGACAUUUGCAUUAAUCAAGUAGCAAUACGCAUGCAGCAGUACGCGGCUGUAGCUUCUGUAUCGGUGACGAACAAUUUACACUAAAGUGGUAAACUUGGUUCAAAAUUUAGUUCUUUCGAUCAAAAUUAAUUUGUGAAAACUCGUGACAGCGUAUCGGAAGGGAAGCAGUUGACCGUGGCCCAGUGCGUGUGAGAUAGUUGAAAAUUUAAAAAAAGAAAAAUAUAUCAUUCGAACAGUGAACAGGUGGCGGUUUGCCUGAAGGAAAGCGGAUUACAGUCUUUAAGAAACCGGAACCAAUUGGUGGCACACAUAAAGCAGCGGCAGCGGAUUGUUUGGUGAAUUACUACCCAGAAACCACUGAAUUCUCGUGUUACGCGUUCGAGAUGCGUAGCGUGCGGAGCAGCUUCACCAUCGGGCGGUUGGCGAUUUAUCCGAAAAAUUCAAACAUUCGCACUGGUUCCAUCUGCCUGAUUGCCUCCACUGCCUCCAACGGCUAUCAGUUCCAACCUCAACAUCCACACUGUAGUCUGGUAACGCUCCAGUUGUCCAGCAACUCUACCGUCACAUCGAGCGAUUCAUCCCGAAGGAUAAUCGGUAAUCACACACACAGCGUGCAAGUAUGUUCCCCUUCGGUUCUGCUGUGUGCCGGCGCAUCGUCCACGGAUGGCUCUUCCAGUACGUUUCCGCAACACCCACAGCGAACCGUCCGUCGUUCGUUUCACGUCUCCGCGAUCUGUGAUAAAUCAUCGUCGAAAGAUGGUGGCAGCGGAAGCAACAACAAUAACCCACCCGGCAGUGGCUCAACGGGUAGCGGUAGUACCGCCAGUGGAAGCGGCGGUUCUUCGUCCGUUGGUGCCGGCGGCAAGGAUGGUGGCAGUGGUGGUAAGGAACCACCGAACAAGAAGAACACACUAUCCUGUCCGAAGUGUGGCGAUCCCUGCACGCAUGUGGAAACGUUCGUUAGCUCGACGCGGUUCGUCAAGUGUGAAAAGUGUCACCAUUUCUUCGUCGUACUGUCGGAGGUCGAUUCGAAAAAGACAAUUAAAGACACGGAAACGAAGGGUGCUCGGAAGCCACCACCACCGCCGAAAAAGAUAAUGGAAUAUCUGGACCGACACGUCGUCGGACAGGAGCUGGCCAAAAAGGUUCUCUCGGUGGCGGUGUACAAUCACUACAAGCGCAUCUACCACAAUCUGCCACCGCCGGCAUCCUCCUCAGCUGGUGCCCAGCAGCAACAGCAGCAACUGGAUUCGAUGUCACGGAGCGGUGAUCUGCUCCACAUAUCCGGCAUCGGUCACACGAUGAUGAGUUCGGCACCGUCGGAAGUGCCGCGGCCACCGCUCGGUGCGGGCGGAUCGGGCCAUGGUGGGGCGGCGGGUUCGGCCGCACACCAUCCCGGUUCGGAGCUGCUGGACAAGAAAACGCACGAGCUGAAGCUGGAGAAGAGCAACAUUCUUAUGCUUGGCCCGACCGGCUCGGGUAAAACGCUGCUUGCGCAAACGAUUGCCAAGUGCCUGGACGUUCCCUUUGCCAUCUGUGAUUGUACGACGCUAACGCAAGCCGGUUACGUCGGCGAGGAUAUCGAGAGUGUGAUUGCGAAGCUACUGCAGGACGCUAACUAUAGCGUUGAACGGGCGCAGACGGGCAUCGUGUUUCUGGAUGAGGUGGAUAAGAUCGGUGCCGUGCCCGGUAUCCAUCAGCUGCGGGACGUCGGCGGUGAGGGUGUGCAGCAGGGCAUGCUGAAGAUGCUCGAGGGUACGAUCGUGAACGUGCCGGAGCGAAAUUCACCGCGAAAGCUGCGCGGCGAAACGGUGCAGGUGGACACGACCAACAUUCUGUUCGUGGCGUCCGGUGCGUACACCGGUUUAGACCGUUUGAUUGCGAGGCGAUUGAAUGAGAAGUACCUGGGUUUCGGAAUGCCGGCAAGUUCAUCGGAAGGACGCCGAGCAGCGCAGGCGUCUGCGUCACCGAUGGAUAACGAUCAAGCAGAGCGGGACGCAAAUCUAAAGAAAGUGCAAGCGAAAGAUCUCGUCGAGUUCGGUAUGAUUCCCGAAUUCGUUGGUCGCUUCCCGGUUCUGGUGCCGUUCCACAGCCUUGACGUGGACAUGCUCGUACGUAUUCUAACCGAACCGCGCAAUGCUCUCGUGCCCCAGUACAAAGCACUACUCGGCAUGGAUCAGGUAGAUCUAUCGUUCACCGAUGAAGCCCUAAAGCAAAUCGCUCAACUAGCCAUGGAACGGCAAACUGGAGCCCGUGGUCUGCGUGCAAUUAUGGAAACACUUCUAUUAGAACCAAUGUUUGAGGUGCCCGGUUCGGACGUCAAAGGUGUACGGAUCACGGAAGAAAGUGUACGCGGUGCGGAACCGAUCUACGUACGCCGGGGUGAAUCGAACGCCUCGAACAAGGAUCCUCCCGCGUCCGGUGAGGCUGGACACACUAGCAGUAGCUCUUCGGAGGAAGAGGAAGCGACGAAAGUGCGCGUGAAACAGUAAAAUAGGUACAGAUGCAAAAUAGUGCGGGCGCUUGCAAACACCCCGAGACAGUACCCCGUUUGACAGACAUCGUGAAAAUUGCUACUAUUAUGCCCCGAAUCGAUGGAUAAACGAAAACACAGAUGAAAAAUGUAUUUGUACAUACGAUUUAUUUUCACAUACGGCUGCCGUUCCUAUUUGGUUUGUUUGUUCUGCUCUGUUCCAUUGUGGUACACGUUUAGCUUUAUCCUAUUGCUGCAACAUUUUGCUAACAGUUGCAUUACAAGGUUACAUGCUUUUUGGUCGUAUCAGGAUGAUGCGCGAACCAGUAAUUGGUUAGGUUGAGGUCUUCUACUCGACACUAUAGAUCGGACAUCAGUUCAUGGAUGGCAUCGGGUUCAUGGGAACCUGUAACCUCUGUACAUCUCUUUCACGACGAUCUAAACCUUUUCAUAAUCGUGUACAGUUUUUAACAUAAAUGAUCUACGUUGAAGAUAUAACCAAAAUGUAUAAAUUUUGACUGGUUGUUGUUAUACUAUAAAAUCCCGUUUGUAAGAAGGGAAUAAUUUUUCGCCUGGGAUUAAUUUGGGCGUAUAGCUUAACGGCUUUUUUUUUAUACUAUCUGGUUUAAUAUGUUCUGCAAAUUAGCGAUGCUAAUGGCGCUAUUUAUUGCAACAAAAGUAAAAGUGAAACUUCACUGCGGCGAAAUUAAGAGCCACGAAUUAACAAAACAUAACAUAAACCAACUACUAGUACAAGGGAUAUAUCCGACAAAAAACACAAACUGUCUUUUGUGCAAGACAAAACAAAACGUAUAAAACCAUAAUGUUUUGACGUAGAUCGUCCGUUUAUGGCGCGUAAGUUAAUUACGGCUAGUGGAAGGUAAAAGCGGAACGCAUACUAAAAAUGUUAACGAAUCUUGAGAAGUAUAUGUGAACAGCAAAGUAAUUUUGUGUAACAUAAAGAAAAAAAAAACAUAGAAAAAGGAACUCGCCCAAUCUGUUUGCAGAGGUUACUAGCGGCGCACAUCACCCACUGUACGCCUACAACUGUGCGCGAUGGGAAAAGCCCUCGUUAUGCAGUGUAAAGCCUUUAAUUAUAUCUUUCAGCGUGAGAGCAUGAAUGAAAGUGUACAUGUAAUUAGCGUCUCGUGUGUAGAAGAAUAGAGUUUUAGUGUAGGGAUUUUUAAUUCCUUUUUUGUUUUCUUUUUCUUCCCAUAUUCCUUAAUAUGUAGUGCGUCGGUUAGGGACGAUUGUACUGCGCAAGUUGAUUAGGAGGUAAGAGAAUUUAAAAAUAAUAAAAAAAAAAAAUACAUCGAGGAA
This is a messenger RNA of Anopheles funestus (African malaria mosquito), 6305 nucleotides long. It is a transcript of the gene ClpX, whose product is annotated as ATP-dependent Clp protease ATP-binding subunit clpX-like, mitochondrial. Gene Ontology annotation, cellular component: mitochondrial matrix. Gene Ontology annotation, molecular function: protein dimerization activity; ATP binding; ATP hydrolysis activity. Lineage: Eukaryota; Metazoa; Arthropoda; Insecta; Diptera; Culicidae. Bases 2896 to 5004 code for a protein of 702 amino acids. The transcript has 7 exons. Gene Ontology annotation, biological process: protein folding; proteolysis; protein catabolic process. The record is from RefSeq and is a predicted model, not a curated record.